UUACUGUACAAGAAAGUCAUGAGAUCAUGCAGACCUUGUCUGGUAUGGUGCAGAACUCUGGGGAUGCCACUGAUCCAACUCUCACAGAAUUGAUGAAGACCAUGUAUGAUGGUGCAGCACCUAGACAACUCAUCACUUUACAAGGCACAGAUACAGCUAACAGUUUCAGUGUAUAUGGACAGGAGGUGGAUAUUAUAUCUAGUAAACAGAUGGCAAAGUCUCAGUCCUUGUCAGGAUCUACAGGCUCUAAUAAGGUGAAGAUAACUCCUGUUGUGAAUUAUGACUGGGAGAAUAGAAGAUAUAUUGGAAACUUAGUGGCUGUACACAGGGGAAAUGGCUUUGUAGCCUAUGUCUUGAAAGGUAAGACAGGAGGCGUGGUAAGAAUCACAAACAGAAGGACAGCCGAUCGUCAUCUAUUAAAGGAUUUCGUUGGACGUGUCAUUGAUCUAGCGUUUGCUCACACUGACGAUAUAUUGCUUGCCGUGGUCGAUGAAAUUGGAAAUCUGUGUGUCUAUGAGCUGAAACAAACUGAGGACAGUAAAAUAACCUCCUCUAUGCUGUUACACAUUCAUCGACCAGAGACAACAUUAGUCAGUGAGUAUCAUCGUGUAAUCUGGUGCCCGUACAUUCCUGAUGAUGCUGAUGAUAGUAGUGCUACAGACUCCAGCACCCAGGACAAUGCCAGCCGUGUGCUUGUACUUACUAAUGACGAAAAGGCAGAGAUUUGGAGUAUUGAUCUGGUAACAAAAGAAUAUGGCUUGGGGCCAUUGUACCCACAAGAUGUUGAAACAGGCCUGAUACAGAUCAAUAGCCAUGUAAAGCCAAUUAUGGAUGCAGCAUUUUCACCCGAUGGUACUGCCCUUGCUACAGCUAGUAUUGAUGGUGAAGUUAAAUUCUUUCAGGUGUACAUGCAUGAACAAACAUCACCAAGGUGCUUACACCAGUGGAAGCCACAUAAUGGCAAGCCAAUGUCAUGUUUGUUCUUCUUAGAUGAUCACAAAAACUGUAGCCCCGACGCUCAGUUUUGGAAGUUUGCUGUGACUGGGGCUAAUAACAACCAGGAGAUCAAAAUCUGGAGCUGUGAGUCAUGGAAUUGUCUUCAAACCAUCAGGUUUCUGUGUCCACCAGGUUUACCAUCCAAUUUUAGUUUGGAGCCAUGUAUGAAAGCUUCAUUAGACCUUAGUGCCAAAUUCUUCAUUCUUUCAGAUAUAAAAAGAAAUGUCCUCUAUGUGCUACAAUUACAUCAAGAUAGUGAACAGAAUACUGCUCAUGUGAGUUCAGUGUCAGAGUUCACUUUAGCCCAGCCUUGUCUUAGCUUUGCCAUAUUAGAUGCGGGAACCAAAAGACUGAAAAAGUCCAAAGGAGAUGACUCGCAUCUCGAUGAAAUAACAACAGGUGAGAUUGACAAAGAAGAGUUAGAUGAUGAAGAUAGAAAAGUUGAAGAGAGUACAUCAAGUAUCUCUGUUCAGAUCAAACUUUAUACCGUCCACCCUAAGGCCCUACAGGAGCUACUUAUCAGAUUCAAACCCGAGUCCUCGGCUCCUCAGCCUCCGCCACCGUCCGUCAGUUCAAUAUCCCAGAGUGAAGGCGGAGUUGUUGAUGGACUGUCAGACAUCAGUAUGAAUGUAGACGGUAGUGGGGAACAUGACAAGAGUGAUUCGUUUUCUGGCGCUGUUCCAGACCAUGCCCAUGGGCAGCCAAUGCUUCUUACACCAGAUGCUUUUACCUCAAGCCCUAGGAAACAGUACCCGGAUGAUAGUUUGCUUGAUACAGUUAGGGGUAGUAUGUCAAGUACAAGCAGUUUCACUCAGGUAUCUGCAAUGAAUGAUGACUUCCUGUCUCCAAGGAGCAGCUCUGGAAGCACUAUCACCCAGACUCCGACCACACCCAAGAUGGAGCCCCAGUCUCCAUCCACAGCCAAAAGUGAAACAACACCUUCAUCUGUUCCCCUCCCACCUGUAACCUCCAGUGAAGAGCAUGAACUGGCUACACCUACCUCCACUGCCAGAGAGCCUGAAGUAAGGGAAGCAACUCCGACACCAGAAGAAACUCAAGAAGUAGAUGACUUCUUUCAGCAGAAGUGUUCCGAGAAAAGAGAUUUACAGAUGGUAUCCCUGGAUAGUACAGAGAGCACUGGUGCAUAUGAGGUAUCUGAAGGAAGAGUGCAUGGCAAGUCACAGAGCUCCUAUGAUGAGAUGGAUGAGGAAGUUGCCGAGGUGAUGGGAGAGGACCAGGACGGGUUCUCUGAAGGACCAGCAGAGGGGACACAACCAUUUGAAGAAAGGGAGGAUACUGGCCAGAUGGGCGAUAGUGCAGAGUCUAGUUUGAGGGCCUGGCCUAAACCACCUGAUGUGGGCGGGACUGGAGAAACUGUUGAUGACACUGAAAAUGUUGAUGAAGAAGAAGAAGAGGAGGAAGAAGAUGAUGAUGAUGAUGUUGUUGUUGAGGAAGAGGAGGAAAAUGUUGUGGAGGGAGACUUUGAAGGGGAGAAGGAGGGUGAGGCUGACAUUGAGAUAGAGGAAGAAAUUGAAGAGGAACAAGAACCGUCAGAGGAAAGUUUGGACAGUAAGAGAGAGCCAAUGGCAGCACCUGUGGCUGGUGCAGGAUAUGCAGCUUCUCCAAGGGAGAACAGACCUGUAGAAGUGAGGGAGAUACACAGGGAGACGAUUAGAGAAGUGUUUGAUCAAACAGAAUUACAGAAGCUACAUUCAAACAUGGCAGCCAUUCUUCAAGCUAUACAGAGUCAACAACAACAAAUGGAAUUGUUGAAACAUAAUAUGACAGAACAACAGGAAAAUUACAUCGAGUUAAGGCGUCGGCAGCUGGAGCAGGAGCAAUUACAUCAGGUAUCUGAAGGAUCUCAACCGAGUAUUGAGGAACAUCUCGGUAAACUCGAGAAUAUUGUAACCUCAAGGGUAGAGAGACUGUUUAACCAGCACUCACAAAGAGAAAAUCAGAGAGUACAGGAUAUUUUACGGCAAGCGGAAACGAGAGAUGAACGCAAGCAAGAAAGAUUACAAAACAUGGUAGCUCAAUCACUUGGUCAGGCAGUGAAUAGUCACAUGGACAAAGUUGUACGCAGCACCAUCAUCCCUAGUAUUACAAAAGUGCUGGAACCAGUUAAAGAUCAGAUACACCAGGAGAUGUCACAGAAACUGACAGCUGCUGAUUCCCUCCUGAGAGAAAAUGUUUCCCACAUCUCCAAAACAUUCAGGUCACGGCAAACAGUAGAAGCAGUGGGUGUAGCUGCAGGGAAUGCAAUCCAGGCACCGAUGCAGGCAGCUUACAGGGAGGCCUUCCAAAACAUUGUGAUACCAUCAUUUGAGAGAACUACACAAAGUAUGUACCAACAAGUGACAGACAGCUUCCAAAGAGGAACGAAAGAAUAUACUAGACAAUUAGAAUCACAUUUGGAAGGAAUAAGACAGAAACAUCUAGAAACUCGGGACCCCAUUGUAGCCGAAUUACGGAAACUUACAGAUUCCUUCCAGACAUCUGCGGAACAAAUGAAAUCUCAUGUGUUAGCCACAAUACAGUCACAACUUAACAACGAAGUGCAUAAAUCUUUAUCAAGGUUACAAGACGAGAUGUCACAGUAUGUGAGAGAAGCUGUGCGAGAGGAGGUGGCUGUUGCCAUGAGGGAACAGGGUAGCACCAUCAGUGAUAGCGUUCUUAGUGCCAUGAGGUCAGGGGCCGUAACCCCUAUGAGAGCGACCCCUGACCCCCAGGUAGAGAAAACACACAUAAUGAAUCUCCUACGACAAGGACAGUUGAAUGCAGCAUUUCAGCAGGCACUGUCAGCAGCUAAUCUAGAACUUGUGAUGAGUUUAUGUGAGGCAGUGAACCCAUCCCAAGUGUUCAAUCAACAGCCAUGUCCCCUUCAUCAGCCUGUCUUGCUCUCCCUCAUACAGCAACUGUCAGCUGACCUAGAGAACCACACAGAUCUGAAGCACAAGUAUUUGGAGGAAGCUGUGAUGAACCUUGACCCCCAUGACUCUGUCACUCAGGAACACAUGAAAGGAGUGCUUUAUGCUCUCAACCAAAAAUUAAGAAUUUUUAUGCCUGCUCAUCCUAAUGACAAGGUGACAAGGUCACUGAAAAUGUUACUCAUGGCUUCAGAGUCGUUAAUAAAGUAGAAAUGGUGCUUGAUUGUGACUGUAAAAGUGUGAAUAAAAGGAUGUACAGUAAAAAUGUUCUGUGUGUUGUCCAGGAGCAGCAUUUAUUGGACAAAGUACAGUUUUGGUUGAAAAAAAAUCGGCAGUAUGUGGAGUAUUAAAAUGAACAAUGUUAGAAAACAACUGGAUUUAUUAUUCAUCUUUUGGUUAUACAUAAGUUUUGAAAGAUCAAGAAAUUGUAUCAUAGCCCUUUUUCCAAUGAAUAAAUGAAAGCAAAAAAAAAUCAACAUUUUGUUAGAUAAUCUACUAUAUACAUCUGUUUAAUGUUUAAAUUCUUUUAUCAGAAAGAUCGGCGAAUUGGUCAAUGUUCAAUUUCAUCUAUUUUAUCCUCUGUUUUAUGGACAGUGAUAGGAAAUAACGAAAUUAUACAAAUUGUUUCCAUUUGCCUUUACUAUUCUUGUAAGACUUACAUACAAAGUUUACUGGAUAACAGUAACAAAAAACACUUUCUAAUUAUCUAGUCUUACAGAGAUUAAUAAUACUUGAAAUAAGCUGAACUACUGCUAUUUAGGUUUUAUAUGCUUUAGUGUUUUGACUUGAGCAGUAACCACUUCAUCAUAUGUUACAAACAUUUCUCAGUGUCAGGAAUCUGUUAAUGCUUAACAAACAAUAGAAGCAUAUUUCUUGAUAUACCUUGAUGCAUAACUUUAUAAUGUGCUUGAUGUAGACUUUGAAAUCAUUAUCCAGUGAACAUGAUAUUGUAAACAUGUACUUCUAUACUUACUGAGCCAAAGGCUGUUUUUCACAACCAUUUAUAUUACUAUAUUUAUCUAUCUGACAAACAGAUGAUAUCUGCUUAUUUUAUUUACUUUUUCUGGUAUAUUUUUCAACACUUUUGACCAUUAUUUGUUCACUUGAAGUUUAUGGUCGGCUUAGUUUUUCUUUAAUCACAGAUAGUGUUUAAAUCGCAUUACUUCUAUAUUUUGAGGUCUUACAGAAGAGAUUACUAAACUGUCUGCUAUUCAUACAAUAUACAUUCUCUUUUUGACCAAAUAGCCUUAUUUACUGUAACCCAUGCUAUUAGCUUAAUAGGUAGAGCAGAAUACUCCAUCACAGUCGAAGAUUCAAAUGCAGGAUGAAACAAGUGUCCUUGAUUGAAACAGAAGGUUAAAGGUCAUAAUCCAUCCAGAUCAUAGAUUAAAAUCCGGGAUAAAACAAGUGUCCUUGAUUGACACAGAAGGCCAAAGGUCAUGCUCCAUCCAGGUCAUAGAUUCAAAUCCAGGGUGAAACAAGUGUCCUUGACUGGAAGAGAAGGUUAGAUAGGCCAUAGAUUCAAAUCUAGGAUGUAAGUGUCCUUGAUUGAAACAGAAGGCCAAAGGUCAUGCUCCAUCCAGGUCGUAGAUUCAAAUCCAUGGUGAAACAAGUGUUCUGCUUGAUUGAAACAGGUCAAAGGUCAUAUGCCAUCGAGGACUGACUGAGUUCUUUUAGUGUGACUUUUCUUAUUGGACUUUUAUCCUACUGUUUCAUGCAGUAAUUGAAAAAAAAACUUGGGAUAUCAAGUAACUCUGUAUUGCUCUCUUACCAGCAGGUCACAAGUCCUGUUUUUAUCAAAGAAAACCUCUCUACAAAGAAAACAAUCAAUAAAAAAGACAAAAUAAUACUUCAGAAAAACAUAGAGAUAGGCUUUAUUUUAAAUACUCACAAGGUUGUUUGUUUAAUUUUUAUAGUUUUGAGUCUUGAUUGAAAUUGGUGGAAUAAGGAAAUUUUAGGUAACUUCUUCUUUCAUCCACUAUACAAUUAUAGUUUAAUUUUCAGUUAUAUGUAUAUCUGUCAGUUGUGUACACAGUACCAAAGGUAUUAUGUGUUUUGUUAGUUUUGUACAUUUUGUUUUUACUGAUGAUAGUGAAUAGCAGAAGGCUAGAAUAAAUAAUGAAACUUU
Mercenaria mercenaria is the source of this 6054-nucleotide messenger RNA. RefSeq names its product enhancer of mRNA-decapping protein 4-like. The record is from RefSeq and is a predicted model, not a curated record. Gene Ontology annotation, cellular component: P-body. Bases 27 to 4136 code for a protein of 1369 amino acids. Gene Ontology annotation, biological process: deadenylation-independent decapping of nuclear-transcribed mRNA. The transcript is spliced from 28 exons. Lineage: Eukaryota; Metazoa; Mollusca; Bivalvia; Venerida; Veneridae. Gene Ontology annotation, molecular function: protein binding.